Messenger RNA from Penicillium digitatum Pd1, 615 nucleotides. Its product is annotated as Acetyltransferase, GNAT family. Lineage: Eukaryota; Fungi; Ascomycota; Eurotiomycetes; Eurotiales; Aspergillaceae. The record is from RefSeq and is a predicted model, not a curated record. Gene Ontology annotation, molecular function: acyltransferase activity, transferring groups other than amino-acyl groups.
AUGUCACUGGAGAUUCACCCUGUGUCGGUGGGGGACGCGCCGGAACUCACACAAGUCUUCCACGCCAGCUUCUGUAGCGACUUCGACACAACCAUGUUCCCAAACACGCCGGAUGUGACGGAAUGGUGGGAAAAAUCGUUUAGCGACGACAUCACGCGAUCAAUUGCAGGCGAGACCCAAGUAUUACUCAAGGUGACGGAGGGGUCGGAUCGUGGCGCGAUUGUCGCGUUUGCGAAAUGGAAGCUUCCCGUUCCGGCUGCAGGUCGUGAUCGGCACGAAGAACAGAUCGUGUGGCCUGCUAGCAGUGAUAAGGAGCUUUGUGACCAUUUUUUCCGUGGUAUGGAGGAGCGACAUGAGAAGUGGAUGGGGGAGAGGCCUCACUAUUAUCUGGAUAUGUUGGGUGUUCACCCUUCCUAUCAGGGUAAAGGACUGGGUGCGAAGCUCCUCAAAUGGGGUCUCACGCGCGCCGAUGCUGAAGGCGUAGAGGUUUAUCUGUCUGCGUCUCCGGCUGGGACACCCUUAUAUUUGAAACAUGGGUUCCAGGAGGUUGAUACCUUCUUACCCUGCUCCGACUAUGUGCAGCUGGCGAUGAUACGCUCUCCCAGUGGACAAUAG